GCCCUCCCCGCCCCUUUUGGGCGAAGGCUCCGACCGAAGCGGCAAGAGACGGCGAGGCCAGAGGAGCGCCGCGGCCGCAGCAGAGCCCUGUCUCUUCCUCUCUUCCCCUCUUCCCCCGUUUUCCGCGAUGCAGCGCCGGGACUGGGACGAGCAGCAAGAGCUGCGGGAGCUCAACACCCGCCUGAGCCUCUUCGUGGCGCGGGUGCGGGACCUGGAGCAGGAGAACCGCCUCCUGGCGCAAGAGUUGGCUUCUCUGCGCGGGUCGGGAGCGCGCCGCGACUUCAAGGAGAAGGAAAGCGAACUGUCGGCGCUGCGCCGGGCGGUGAGCGAGCUGAAGCGGGGCAAAGACGCAGCCGAGACGGAACGGGACGCUUUGCGACGGGAGCUCACGCAGCUGCAACGCUUCAGCACGGAUCAGCGCCACCGCCGCCUUCCAGAGUUGGACGCCCUGCGCCGGGAAUGGGACGCCUUGCAGUCGGACUGCGCCGCUCUGGAGGCCUUCCUGGAGCAGCUUCAACGAGAGAAGGUUUGGCUGCAGGAGGAAGCGGAGAAAGUGCGGCAACAGAGGGCGCGCAGAGCGGCACCUGCGCCGCUUCUUCUCCCGCCAGCGAGCGAGGAGGGCUCUUCUGCGCUGGUGCUGAGCUGGAGCUGCGGGCAAAAUUGGGAGCGCCAUGAGGCCGGGCUGUGGGCGCUGCAGCAGCUCCUGGAAGAAGGGCCCCUCCGCGCAAAGGACGAGGCGCAACAGGUGCGCACCCACAACCAGCAGAGCCACAAGCAGGUGGAGGAGCUGCAUCGAAGGUGGCAGGAACUAGCCGCCAUGGAGGAGCAGCUGUGCAAAGAGCGCCUCGCCCAAGAAGAGCACCAAGGAGCCCAGAGGGCACACUACCAGAUGAUAAUCGAAGCCCUUGAAGAGGAAAAGCAGUUCCUGAUGAUGUCCAUCGCAGAGUACCUAAAGGACUAUCAUGAGCUCCUCCAGGUGAAAGCGAGCCUCAGCCUUGAAAUUGCAACCUACAGAGCUUUGCUUGAAGGAGAGAGCAGCCAGUGGAUUCUUAUGUGGGACGAAGCGCAUGGAAGGAAGUUGCCACAAGGUGUCCGGAACAUGCUUUAUGAAUACAGCAACUGCCGUUCAGAUUAUGAACAGAGGAAAGGGAAGAGGACUUUCCCAGCAAUCCGGGAUGUUGAUGCAAGAUAUAAAUCUCCCACAACGAAUAUUCACAGCUCUACUGUUUAUUCAUCUCAAACAAAAACCAACCGAGCUUCUGGGAAGACUUUUGCAAGAGAUGCCUUCAAGUCACAGUAUCAUCCUUCAUCCACGAUCAAAAGAGACGCGACCGUAAUGGAGAAGAGAGAUACCAUAGCCUUUGCUCCUUCCUAUCUUACUAGCCAUGAAACCCGACGAGUAUUUCCUCCUGAAAGGAAAACAACCGAAGCUGGAAGGACGGUAUCUUUUUCAAAGGAAUCAACAAGCAUCCAGAAAGGUACAACAUCAUACCCGAAUAGAUCGGACAAUGUGAAAGCCAGAGUUAACAUUUCUUCAUUUCCACCUCGCAGCCUAAGCUCCAGUUCGAAAGAAACUGAAUAUGAGAAAACAGUAGACAGGACACAUACUGUGGUGAACAAUGAGAUCAAAGACAGCAAGCCGGCGGAACAGGGAAAGAUUGUUUUGCUCGAAGGUGGUGAGAAAAAAGAAGUAUUUGCCAAAGAAAGAGCAGUUUCUGAUAUGGAGAGGCUGAGAGAGAAGCCAGCCAAAAUCGAAGGAAAGGCUAACUUUGAACGGAACACAGAAAAGAAACAGAUAGCGGAAGAAUUUGCCAUUAAACAUAACAAAGCAAAUGACACGAUUGUGGCAGAUAAAACACCCAAGGAUGUCACAUGGCAAGACCAGAUGAGAAAAGAUUUGUCCGGAAAAAACGUUCCAGCAGAUACAGAGAUGGAGGAAAGUCAUUUGUUUCAAAGGGGCAGAAAUGUGAGCGUGGUGACACAAAGUGAAGAAGCCGUUGAGAUCCCGUCUCAUUUGGAUGUGCAAAUGGUGAAGACCAACAAAGCGGAACAUAGAGCAUCUUCCGAAGACCGUCAGAAAGGAGAAGCCUCAGUGAAAGUCACCCGAGAAGGUGAAGUCAGUGGAGAAGAAGGCUCCCGAAUGGAUACAUUGCUUACAGAAAGCAUAGCCGAAAGCAUUGUUUCUGACAUCCUGAAAGGUUUUGUGCAAAAGCCUUCCGAAGCAGGACCUCCGCCUGCGACCAAAGCCACCUCCUUUGAGAAGAAAGAAGUCUUCGAGGCUGGAAAAUUAAAGACUGAAAUCAAAGUCCAGGCGGCACUUCAGCCUGACCUGGAUGUUUCUGAGGAUUUUGACUUGGUUAGCUUCUUAAAGCAAGAUGCUAAAAAGGUCCUAGAAGGCAGUAAAGGAGCUCCAUCCAAAGAGGUCGUAGAAGACAUCAUUAACGCCGGGGCGAAGGGAAUGGAAGGCAAACCGAAAAGGUCUGUUCGUGUUGAGAUUGUUGAGGAGCCGCUCGGGUCUUCAGCUGAGGAACGAAUGGAGUUUUCCACACCGUUCGAAGUGGAAGAAGCUGAGGAUACGUUUCCCAGUAUGGUGGAACACCCACACUAUGGUUACGAAGAGAGACAUAGCACACAAGCUGAAAGGGGCACAAAGGAGAAGCAACCCAGUGUCCUUGUGUCCCAUGUAGAAGAAGUAGCUGAAGGGGAUGAUAUAGUCGAUGAAGAAAAGUACUUUGUGUCAACCCCAGAUGACCAUCCCUUGGGUCACGAGGAAGAUGAGAGCUCCGUCUAUGGCCAGAUCCAUAUUGAAGAAGAAUCGACCGUGAAGUAUUCGUGGCAAGACGAAUUUCUUCAGGGGUCUCAAACAAAGAUAAGCGAGAGCCCAGGCUCACCAGAAACGAUCUACCAGCUGGUGGGGGAAGAGGCGGGCACCUUUAUUUCAAAGGAGGAAGCGGCCAAGGAGAAGGUGGCCCAUGCCGAAUCCUUUGUUAUUGAGAAGGAGAUCAAAAUCCCGCAUGAGUUUCAGGAAUCGAUAAAAAGUCUCUUUGCUGAAGAGUCAAAGGACCCCAAGCAUCAGUUGAAAGAAGCGCUAGAAAAGCUUGACGACACUCUUCCUGAAAGCAUCAAACAGGAACUCUCCGUGUUGACAAAAGAGAGUCACGGGGAUGCCAGCAGCCUGGAAGUGGACAUUAAAAAAGUGGAAAACACCAAAAAAGGAGGAUUGGUUACCAUUGUUGCAGAAGUCAGUCUGUCCCAGACACUCGAGCCUAACCAGAUUACUUCAGAAUUGCUCAGCAAAGAUAUGGCUGAUGAGGUCAGGUUUCCGUCCCCAACCGAAGGAGAUUUUGAUGCAUACCGGAAACAAGGCUUCGGAAGUGGCGAUGCCGAUAGCAAGAACAUUGGUGUACAUGUUUCUUCUGCACCUUGGACUGUAGAAGAGGUUUCUAACUCAGCCAAACUCAGUAGUCAUGAUGGCUUGCAGUAUCUUUCCAACGAACAAGUUAUCCAUCAAGGCCCCGUCUUCACAAGCGUGGUGACUGAGAGUAGAGAGGAACUGUAUCCUUCGCAAAGGUCAUUCGAUAUUAACAGGCGAGUGCAGCAAGUUGUAAUGAGUCCGACAGAAAUUCACAGAACUGAGCAGGUCCGCUAUGAAAGUCCCGUUUCCGACAGCCUGGAGUUUGGCAGGAGCGACUUUGGGACGGAAGCAUCAGCAAGUGUCGGUCAAUCCGUUAGGGAAUUCAGACAUGGCCCUGAAGAAAUCCAAACCACAGAAAAAGUCAUUUAUAGAGGACCUGUUCAUAAAACAGUGGAAGUGAGUGAUUCCGAAGGUCCUGCUCAGGCACAAAUUUCAACUGAUAUCCGGUCCUCUAAACACAUCACCUUGGGUUCAAAACAGAUCGUUGAAGAAACCGUGUUUGAGGACAGGUCGAAUCAGAGUAGUGAGACCCUUUGGCAAAUGAAGGGGCCAGAAGACUCCAGCAGAACAGUGAGGCACAUUCGGAUAGAGCCGAAAGAAGUACAUGCUGAGCAGGUUAUAUAUGAAGGAGUCCUUCCUGGGUUCACAGAGCUCAGUUCUUCUGGAGACCAUGCUCAGGUUGAAGAGUCAGUGACAAACAUUAGAAUAGGACAGAGAGAGACCCGCUUAGCAGACCAAAGUAGUUACGAAGACUCUCUCCACAAGACGCUUGAAUCGGAUCCAGACAGCAAGGAGCAGAUGCGGAAUACAAACACCGUUGUACAUCACAUCACGUUAAGCCCGAAGGAAUUUGUAACGGAGCAAAUUGUUUUUACGGGGCCUGUUUCCGAACAGCACUUGAAGCUCAAUGAGCAGGUCCAGAUCUUUCCCUCCGAAGGAUUGAUAAAGGACAUUAAAUUAGGGCCAAAGGAAAUCCACAGCAUUGAGCACAUCGUGUGCCAAGGUUCAGAAUCCUCUGGCAUCAGUUCUUCGGGAGAAGAUGUUUUGGAAGAAGUGGGCUCCACAGAGAUGAGCCGAUCGAUGCGGCACAUCCAACUGAGCGCCAAUGAAACCCCUGGAAGGUCGAUCAUAUUCCAUGGACCUGUUUCUGAAACAUUGAGUUUCAGCGCUGCUGACCUUUCUCCAACAGACGGGCCCUCAGAAAGCAGCCAAUCUGCUGAGCAUAUAAAGAUAGGACCUAAGGAAACGUCUUUUACUUUUCAGAUGGAUGUAACCAACGUGGCAGGUAGAAGUCCAGCAGCAACCAUUGUUGUGCCAAGCAAGAAAGGAGCAGAGGCCCAUUUGCUGGAAAGCGGGCCAAAGGAGGCUGAAAAUGAACGCAGAUCAGAGGUGUUGACAUUUGAUCAGACUGUCCAGCUGCAAAGGAUGGUUGACCAAAGAUCGGUGAUUUCUGAUGAGAAGAAAAUUGCCCUUCUGUACCUGAACGAGAAGGAAAAGGAAGAGGACGACGAGGAUGACGGACCUUGGUUUUGAAAAAGAAGAUUUUCAAUGUGCCCUGUUUAGCGGCUUAAAUGCCACUUAUAUGUAGUUAACUUGUUAGAAAACAGGACACUUGGGUCAUACACCCACUAACAAUGAAUGAUGAAUACAAGUUUUUUCUUCUUCUUCUAAGCAGUAUUAUUUUAAAGCAAGAUCUUUGAAUGUAGAUGUGUUUACACAUCAGAUGAUGAUGCUGGACUAAUAUGGUGGACUACAAUAUUUGGUCCUUUGACUUUUAGGGCAAAAUGUAUUUUCCCUCUUUUUGGUGUGAGAGAAUAUUGAGGGAGACCCCAUUUGUUAAGUUUAGAAGUGUCCAUUAUGGCUCAAAGUAUGCAAAAGUUAUGUAGCAAAACGAGUGAAUGGUAAGGCUGGCAAUCGACAACUAACUUCCAGGACGAAGCGACCAAAACGGAAGACGUAUCAUUGUUCCAUCUUGCUCAGUAUCAUCUAUGGGUCUGGUCGUUGUUUCUGGGGUUUCAGACAAAAGUAUUUUGGGAUUCCAGGAAAUUCCAGAGAUUGAGCCUGGGACUUUUGAAAGGUUGAGCCAUUGAGCUGUGCCUCGUCGCCAGACAAAACGAAUGCAGGUGACGACAGUGAAAACAUGUUGAGUUGACUGAUGGAAAGUCCAAUACUAGAUUUUGCCAUCACCUAUACACACAUAUAUACUUCACCGUGUUAAUCCUAUUAGGACCACCACCGUCACCUUUCAAUGCAUGACUAUAGAACACACAAGAUCAAGCGUGGGAGGAAAGCUUCAGCAGUGAAAUUCAUGCCCGAAUAAUUUUGAUACGGGUUUCUAGAAAUUAGAAUUGGCUUAAAUAAAGUUUCCAGGUUGGCUAGAGGAAGACUACCAUGUAACUUUAAACCCAAGUAGAUUGGGAAGCAGGACAAAGUGCUGGGCAAUGUGACGUCACGGAGAUGGACAAAGGUACCUGUUUUAUAUUCCCGUUCAUCCUUGUAGUUUCAAGAUGGAUCUUGACUGAAGUUUGCCCAUGCCUGAUCUUGACUCUCCAAGAUAAAGCAGGGCAUAAAUAAAUACGAGGGUCAUCCAGAAAGUUGAUUACAUUUUGGAAUUAAAAAUGAACAAAGUAUAGCAGAAAACAUUUACCAUAUGCAGUUGAAAGCCACACCCAAAUACCACAUCUCAACAUAGUCGCCAUUGAAAUCUAGGCACUUAUCGUAACGAUGAAUGAGCUUGGCAACUCCUUCCCCACAAAACUCCGCCGCUUGCAUCCUCAACGACGAUGCGCAGCUGCGGAAAGGGGUGACCGGCUGGUUGAGGACACAAGCGAUAGAGUUUUGUGGGGAAGGAGUUGCCAAGUUCAUUCAUCGCUAUGAUAAAUGCCUAGAUUUGAAUGGCGACUAUGUUGAGAAGUGGUAUUUGGGUGUGGCUUUCAACUGCAUAUGGUAAAUGUUUUCUUCUAUACUUUGUUCAUUUUUAAUUCCAAAACAUAAUCUACUUUCUGGAUAACCCUCGUAUAAUAAUAAUAACAACAACAACAACAAUAAUAACAAUAAUAAUAAUCUUGGAUGGAACUAAAGAAGCACCACAAUCUGUUCUCCUUGCUCUCAUGUCUUCAUCCCUCCCUUGAAAGGGUACAGAUUCACCCAGAUUUAUGGCACCACGAUCUUCUUACCUCCCUGUUCAAGCUUAAAGUUUACAAGAGCUUUGUGCUGUAAUCCCACCUUACAAGCUUUAAUUUCAAGAUGCAGUAUAUGAGUAUGUUCAGUGCUGGGAAAUAAAUACAGCACUGGAUGUUUGCUCUGGAUGCACCAUCAGUAGGCUAUAGGUAAACUACAACUCCCAUUGUAGUGAGUCUGUCCCCUCAAACCCCUCCAGUAGGUUGAGUUAGUCCUGGGAUUCUGUAUGCCAAGUUUGGUUCAGGCCCAUCAUCGGUGGAGACCACAGUUUCCCUGGUUGUGGGUGAACUACAACUCCCAGAAAGGAAGGUUAGUUCCCACAAACCCCUCCAGUAUUCAAAUUUCAGCAUAUCAGGUGUGUGUGUGCCAAGCUUGGUCCAGAUCCAUCAGUAUAACCAUUUCAAUUACACAAAUAUAGGAACAUUAAAAAAGGAUUAAAUAUAAACAUUAUUUUUUUUUAAAAAAUCCCAGUGUAAAACCAUUAAAACAACAAACCCCCAAACUGAUCAUUAAAACCUUCAUCUUUAGAAGCCUGCCUGAAUAAAAAGGUUUAAAGAGACAGAUUCAUCGCCUUUGCUGAAGAUGCCCGAGAUUGAACUCAUUGAGAGGAGCAGUUAAAACCAUUGGAUGAUUUCAGUUAAGUUGUGCACUUUAAGCAUAAUUUGUUACGUUUUCUGCACUAUCAAUAACAUUUCUCCGUGAGCACAAACUAGUGCUUACCUAAUUUAUUUAUUUUUUUGGAUCAAAAGAGAAUACAUUUGACCAGAUCUAGCCUUCGUAUGGGUCAGGUAUCCCUUAUCUGAAAUGCUUUUGGCCAGAAGCGUUUCCUAUUUUGGAUUUUUAUUCAGAAUUUGGAAGACUUGCAUAUGCCUCAUGAGAUGAGACCCAAUUCUACACCAACAUUUAUUUAUGUUUCAUAGGCACCUUAUGCACACAGAAUGGAGAUAAUUUUAUACACAAUAUUUUAAAUAAUUUUGUGCGCAGAACAAGGUUUGCAUACACGAAAACAUCCAAAAACAAAGAUAUCGUAACAUAAUAAAUAAGCAUCAUAAUAUCUUGGAUUUGGGAGUACUUUAUGUUUCAUAGGCACCUUAUGCACACAGAAUGGAGAUAAUUUUAUACACAGUAUUUUAAAUAAUUUUGUGCGCGGAACAAGGUUUGCAUACACGAAACCAUCCAAAAACAAAGAUAUCGUAACAUAAUAAAUAAGCAUCAUAAUAUCUUGGAUUUUGGAGGACUUCGGAAUUUUGGAUAAGGGAUAUUCAACCUGUAUUACUGUUAUUUUCUUUAAUAAUUUUCAAUAAUUACAAGCAUGGGCAUCAAGCCAAAGCAUAUAUGCUAAUCCUAUUUAAAAGUUGUGUUUUAGUAGCAUGGGUCUAGACAGAUCGAUAACAUUGUCUCUGGCAGUGCUGCUCACAGGGUUUGUUCAAACAUUAUUUUUUUAACCCAAAAUUAAUAGUGUGGAGUUUUAUUUUUAUUGGGGAAAAUAUUGUAGUUAGUAGACUAUAUGCUUGAGGUUGUUCACCUCAAAAAUGGGGCACUUUUUCCCUUUUCAAUGCUGCAAUCUUUAAGCACAUGUUGGAAUACCAAUUCCAUUUCGAGUGAAGCUUUAUCUCAAGGAACUGCUUUCCUACGCAUAAAAGUAUGAUAACACAGACCCCUGUCUAGCAGGAAUGAGUCAGAACUCAGGCUGCCAGAUAAUGCAGUUUGAAACUGUGUUAUAUGGUCAGUGUAGACCCCUAGCAUGCAACCUGAACUGCAUUAUAGGGUCUGCUGCAUUAUAUGGCAGUAUGGACCCAGCCUAAGUUGCUCCAUUGGCUUCAACUACAGUUGUACCACGAUCUUAAGUCUUGAAAUAAUGCAUUAUUUAGGCAAACGAAAUAAAGACAAGGAGUUUGUUUAAAUUCCAGGGUGAGCUGCAAUUUUAGUAGGCUGGGAAUGGAAUUCCCCUUGUUUUGGACUACAACUCCCAUUACCUAGGAUAGUGGUUCUCAACCUGUGGGUCCCCAGAUGUUUUGGCCUUCAACUCCCAGAAAUCCUAACCACUGGUUGAGAACCACUGGCCUAGGACUUCUACCAAGCAUCUACAUUGCAGAAUUAAUACACUUUGACACCACUUUAUUUGCAUGGCUCAAUGCGGUGGAACCAUUGUUCCAUGCAAACUAUAAAUCCCAGGAUUCCAUGCAAACUAUAACUCCCAGGAUUCCAUAGCAGUUCAAGUGGUAUCAAACUGCAUUAAUUCUGCAGUGUAGACGCACCCAGUAGAAAUCAAAAGCAUCUUGGAGGCCAAAAAUUCCUCAUCCCUGCUGUAAGAUAGAGAUUGUUUGAGUAGGUGUUUACAAAGGUUGUAGAUAUGUCAGAAGUGAGUGAACUAAUGUCAAGUCGGACUUUAUAGGGCCUUUUUUUUUUGUCCUGGAGCUCUUUUACGCUGCAUUGGUAUAGCAUGGAGAUUCCACUUUAACUGCUAUGCAAACCAGAGGUUUGUAAACAAGAAAUGCUCAAACUCACUGGCAGGUAAUUCUAGGAACUUUCCUCUAAAGUGCAAAUGCCAGGUGUCCAUAAAACAUGAGAAAUAAGAUGGCAUCAUAAAGUACAUCUCCACUUUAAAGUAGUGGGAGUCAUGAAACACAUUGAGCCAUGGAUCCCAUAGCAAUGGGUGCAGAUGCAUUGAGCCAUGGAUUCCAUAACUUUGAGCCACAACGCAGUGCUGUGGAAUCCUGGGCUUUGACGUUUGGUAAGUCACCAGCAUCCUUUGGCAAAGAAGUCUAAAACUACAACUCUCAGGAUCCCAUAGCCAUGGCAGAUUAAAGUGGCAUGAAACGGCAUAAAUUCUCCGCCUUGAGUGUUAUCAUUGUGUAGCGUGAAAGGGACAUUGCUAAUAAUGCGGUGUGCAUUUCUGUGAUGGGUUUCAUGUGGUUGUGGUUUUGCACUUUUCCUUCCGUUCACGAUUAAACGUUUUCAAUUAACGUGA
Anolis carolinensis (green anole) is the source of this 9566-nucleotide messenger RNA. It is a transcript of the gene synm, whose product is annotated as synemin. The record is from RefSeq and is a predicted model, not a curated record. Lineage: Eukaryota; Metazoa; Chordata; Lepidosauria; Squamata; Anolidae. The coding region runs from base 128 to 4948 and encodes 1606 amino acids. Gene Ontology annotation, cellular component: sarcolemma; costamere; intermediate filament. The transcript is spliced from 4 exons. Gene Ontology annotation, molecular function: vinculin binding; structural constituent of muscle; structural constituent of cytoskeleton. Gene Ontology annotation, biological process: intermediate filament cytoskeleton organization; fast-twitch skeletal muscle fiber contraction.